Molecule: messenger RNA, 3336 nt
Organism: Epinephelus moara (kelp grouper)
Lineage: Eukaryota; Metazoa; Chordata; Actinopteri; Perciformes; Serranidae
Gene: hyal6
Product: hyaluronoglucosaminidase 6
Exons: 4
Coding region: 186-1694 (502 amino acids)
Biological process (GO): carbohydrate metabolic process; hyaluronan catabolic process
Molecular function (GO): hyalurononglucosaminidase activity
Source: RefSeq, a predicted model, not a curated record
AGCAGCCAGGGACCUGAGAGAGAAGGGACAGAGACACAGAGACAAUUCAACAGCUCAUCAGAUGGACAACUUCUGAAUCUGAAAACACAAGAAACGAGGAAAUCAUCCAACAGGAGGCCUCGAUCCACAGCACAGUCAGCAGGGACGGGCAGGACCACUAAUUGCUCCAUGAGGAAUCGGGGGCCAUGGUGCUGAUGGGGCUCCAUCUCCUGGUACUGGCCCUGUGGGUUGGUGUUGGAGUAAAGCUCCAAGUUAAGGGCGACCAGUUGAAGCCGGCCCGGGCACCUCUGAUCCCUCAUCGGCCUUUUGUUGUCGUGUGGAACGCUCCUACUGAGUCCUGCCGCCUUCGAUUCAAGGUAGACCUGGACCUUAGCGUUUUUGACAUUGUGGCAAACCUCAAUGAAACCCUAAGUGGACCAAACGUCACCAUAUUCUACCACAGCCACUUGGGAUACUACCCAUACUACUCUAACUCUGGGGUCCCUAUCAACGGUGGACUGCCGCAGAACCAGAGCAUCUCCAAACACCUGAGCAAGGCCAGAGCAGAUAUCGACAAGCUAAUCCCCCACAAGGAUUUCCGAGGCCUGGGUGUCAUAGACUGGGAGAACUGGAGGCCUCAGUGGGUCAGAAACUGGGGCACCAAGGACAUCUACCGCAACAAGUCCAAGGAGCAGAUCCGGAAACUUCACCCGAACUGGCCGGAGAGCAAAGUGGAGAAAGAAGCAAAGGAAGGUUUCGAGAGGGCUGGGCAGGCCUUCAUGAACCUGACCUUGGCCCUGGCUGAAGGUCGCAGGCCGGAUGGGCUGUGGGGGUUUUACUUGUUCCCAGACUGCUACAACUAUGGGUAUAAACAGCACCCACAACGGUACACCGGCGAAUGCCCCAACGUUGAGCACGUACGCAAUGACCAUCUGAUGUGGCUUUGGAAGGAGAGCACGGCCCUCUACCCGUCCAUCUACCUGGAUUACGAGCUCAAGUCCUCCUCCAACACUGUCAAGUUUGUCCACUAUCGAGUCAAGGAAGCCAUGAGAAUCGCGUCCAUCGCCCGUACAGAUUUCACAUUGCCUGUGUUUGUCUACUCCAGACCUUUCUACGCCUACACCUUUGUCGUUCUUUCAGAGAGCGAUCUGGUUCACACUAUUGGGGAGAGCGCUGCCUUGGGAGCUUCAGGCGUUGUCCUCUGGGGAUCAUCAGAGUAUGCUCGAUCACAGAGGAACUGUCUGACAGUGAAGAAGUACAUUGACGGUCCGCUUGGACAUUACGUCAUCAACGUCACCUCCGCUGCCAAGCUGUGCAGCAAAGCGCUUUGCAAGAAGAACGGCAGGUGCGUCCGCAAGAGCCUGGACUCGGGCGCCUACCUGCACCUGAACCCACGCUUCUUCCACAUCCACCGCAACCCGGCGCCCAGGGGCCCCCGCUUCCACGUCAGCGGCCACCUCAACAACCACGACAUCCUGGACAUGAAGCACAAGUUCACCUGCCAGUGCUACCAAGGCUGGACAGGUGUUUACUGCGAGAUGCCCCAGGCUCCACCCCCUCCUCCUCCCCCACCUCAGCCCGCUGUCCCUCUGCCUCACCCCAGAGAGAACAGCCUGCUGGGAGAUAUCCUGCUCCUCCUGUCCCUCCAUUUCUCCUGUCUGUGUGUCAUCAUGUUCCUGGGACUCUGUCUGAUUAUCAAGUGUCUUAUACUGUAGAUGCUGUUAGCCAGAUCUGCAGCGUGAUCAGCUGCAUUUCCUCUAAGGUCAACAAGAAAAAUGUAUUGAAUAAAUGAGAAAACCAACUUCUCUCGAAAAACCUCAGCAGAUACAGUCAGUUCUCAGUUGCUGGAUUUUUGUUUUCUAAAGGCCCAGACACACCAAACUGACAUCAGGGAACUAGUGGCGACGAAAGCCCCCCUCUUGUGUCACCUGAUGUUGCCGUGUCUCGCCCAAAACGUUGCACAUGAACACACAGCAUUUCUAUACGUACGUUAUGCGCCAGCAUGAGAGGAAAUAACUCUACCCAUACUAAUAACAAUAACAACAGCAUGUGACAGGUUACAAACUGUAAAACUAUACCACUUAUUUUGUUGCAAUUCUGUGUUCUUAAUAGGACAGUGACAACAUAGGUAACGUAACUAUGGGGUAAAUCCAGAUUCAGAGAGUGUAGGUGUAGCCUUGUUGUAUGAAAAGACGCUAAAGGCUUAGAAACACUAAACCGACUUCAGAGAUCUAGCGGCAACAAAAGCCCCCAGCUGUGUUGCCUCACGUCGCCUGACCUCAGCCAAAAAGUUGCACAUGAACACAGUGCUAAGACUAAAGCCGACCACCAAUCAGCACGUAAGUUCUGCACUGGCGUGAGAGGAAAUAACUUGUAUAACUAAGCAGACGGCUGUAGUCUGUAAUCAUCAUUCAAAAUAUUAAACUGGAAGACCAUCUUGAAGCUAGUUAGCCAGUUAGCACAUUAACAACAUGAUCUAAUGUUGAACAGAGCAUAUUUACCAUGUGCCAGUGAACAACAACAUAAACCUUUAGGAGACUUUUCUGCUAAAUCUCUCAAUGGCUAAAGAGACAUAACCUUACAUUAUGUAGCAAGUUUGUUGUGGUCUCACUCACUCUUGACUUUAGCUUUUUGUUUACUUUCCUCACUUCUGUUUCUCUUCUCAUGUGCUGAGCUGAACUGUCGAUCAGAGUGAUUUUGUUCACUGAUGGACUCUGCUAUCGGCGACGCCAAUUCAACAUGCCAAAUUAGUGGUUAAAAAGCCAACGGGCGUCAACGAGGGGCAAUUGCGGGACACGCCGCAGCAACUAGGGUGACAGAUGCUCACUGAUGGCCACCACUGACCAAUGGCCAAUCAACAUCAAAGCACGAGUCUCAACAAAAGUCAACUGUUUCACCUCCCGUCACCUUUGUCUUGGCCAAAGAGUUGCACAUGAACACACCACAAAGACUGCAGGGGAAGGGCAACCAGCACAUUUGCACCAGUGUGACAGACAAUAACUCUUCACACCAGCAGACGGCGGCUGUCUGUAAUCAUCAUUCACAAGGGAAACCAGAAACUGACGGGACAGAUUCAAGAUGCUAGUUAGCCAGUUAGCAUAUUACACGCCCAGAUGUUGAAAGAACAGAUAAUAUUUACUGUGUGCCAGUGAACAACAACACAAACAAUAACAAACUGUUUCUGUUAAAGAGCUCAGUGGCUAAAAAAUUAUUAUAUGAAACAAGUUUGUUUCGAUGUCGUGCCCUCUUAAUUUUGUCUUUUGUUUACUUUCCUCACUUCUGUUUCUCUUCUUCUUCACUGAGCUGAAGUGCCAAUCAGAAAUAUUUCUCCCAUAAAAAGCUCCACUGCUGAUUGAA